Molecule: messenger RNA, 1391 nt
Organism: Eufriesea mexicana
Lineage: Eukaryota; Metazoa; Arthropoda; Insecta; Hymenoptera; Apidae
Product: RCC1 domain-containing protein 1
Exons: 7
Coding region: 330-1367 (345 amino acids)
Source: RefSeq, a predicted model, not a curated record
UUCAACGUGCUGUGAUAGUUAGGAAAAUUUAGAAGCAAUGGUGCAGUUCUUUUUAGGUUAUGUUACGCAUAACCCGUGCCUCGAAGGAAAUGUUUCUUAAAUAGUAGAAUAAGGUGCAUAAUAGGACGAGGUGCAUUAAAAAUUAAUUUUCUUCGAUUCGUUACCAUAUUUUGUCGUUAUUUAUAAAACGGGAACAAAAAACGUGGUAAUAGUCGACCACGACACGUCAAUCGUUUAGUUACCGUUUGUCGAAUUUGUUGUGUUGUUUCUUUCGUAUCCAAGGAAACUGAUGGUACCUGUGUCACCUGACCAAUAAUCUUUCAUGAAACAUGUCAUUCUAUUACGCUGGUUUUAAUACCAGUACAUUGUUUCGCGAAGAUGAGAGCAUUACCUUUAUAGUAAAUUCAUUUACUAAGGUACCGGUUCCUGGAAUUACUGGUUUCCAAAUAGGUUGGGGUUACUUUCUCAUUUGGAAAGGAAAGGAACUAUAUACCUCUAAAAGACCCGAGGACAGUAAUAUAGACGCAGAGUCAAAUGUUCAACUAAUAAAACUACCAGAAAAGUCAUCAGAUAGUUGUCAUCAAGCUGCAAUUGGUAAAGAUAAUAUAGUAAUCUUAUCUAACGAUAAUGAAAUAUGGCAGUAUAAGAUCUAUGAAAAAACUUGGAAAAAGGUUAUCAAUUUUAUUUGCAGCAGUGAUGAUUUAGAGAAUGAAUAUCCUGUUAAAUUAAUACAAGGUGGAUGCACGGUAGCUCUUACUAAUCUAGGUCGAGUUUUUAAUAUUCCUACCCUGAUUGACAUGCCAAAGAGGGUUCGUUUUGUAGAUGUUGCUUGUGGAUUUGAUCAUACCCUCUUGUUAGCAGAAAAUGGUGAUAUUUAUUCCAUGGGAAUGGGAACGCGUGGUCAAUUAGGGCACAACGAUUUGGAAGAUUGCGAUGAUCCAAGACUAAUAGAAGCUUUAGCUGGUAUUAAAGUAAUACAAAUUUCGGCUGCAGGCUGGCAUAGUGCCGUAAUAACGGAUCAAGGUGACCUAUACACAUGGGGAUGGGAUACAAACGGAGAAUUGGGAUUAGUUAAUCAAGAAAGCAAAGUAGUUGCUGUGCCUACGUCGGUAGAUUUUGUAAACGAUCAGGAUGAGGCUGUAGAAGUUCUCGUGAAAAAAGUUCAGUGCGGAAAUACGUUUACCAUUUGCAUGACGGAUGAUGACACGCUUUGGGGGUGUGGCUGUAAUAAAUACGGACAAUUAGGGCAAUCCCCAGACAGCCUCCUAAAUUCGCCAAAGUUCGUCAAACUCGACAUCUGUUUGAGUUUCUCGGUCAUUAAAGAUUUUAAAUGCCGCGAAUGGGGUACGGUCAUAAUGACAGAUUGACAUUGUGAUUUUUCAUAACGGUUA